This is a messenger RNA of Ictalurus furcatus (blue catfish), 614 nucleotides long. RefSeq names its product hemoglobin subunit beta-like. Gene Ontology annotation, biological process: oxygen transport; hydrogen peroxide catabolic process. NCBI's taxonomy places the organism in Eukaryota, Metazoa, Chordata, Actinopteri, Siluriformes, Ictaluridae. The record is from RefSeq and is a predicted model, not a curated record. Gene Ontology annotation, cellular component: blood microparticle; hemoglobin complex; haptoglobin-hemoglobin complex. Gene Ontology annotation, molecular function: oxygen binding; oxygen carrier activity; peroxidase activity. Bases 94 to 540 code for a protein of 148 amino acids. The transcript has 3 exons.
CGUCAAUAAAAAAGAGCCCCGCUGCAAAAUAGGUAAAGAUUCGUUCAGAACAGGUUUUGCUCAAGAAUUAAAAGAAUUCAUUAAGACAUCAAUAUGGUUCAUUGGACAGACGCCGAGCGCCAUAUCAUCGCUGACCUGUGGGGAAAGAUCAACCAUGACGAAAUCGGAGGACAGGCCCUGGCCAGACUUCUGAUUGUGUAUCCAUGGAACCAGAGGUACUUCUCUUCCUUUGUUAAUCUAUCCAAUGCCGCAGCCAUCAUAGGAAACCCCAAGGUGGCUGCCCAUGGAAAGGUGGUCCUUGGUGGUCUGACCAAAGCUGUGCAAAAUUUGGACAACGUUAAGAGCACCUACGCUCAGCUGAGUGCGCUUCACUCUGAAAAACUGCACAUGGAUCCCAGCAACUUCACGCAUCUUGGUGACAGCUUUACCAUAACUCUGGCCGCAAAUUUCGGACCCUCAGUCUUCACCCCUGAAGUGCAUGAGACUUGGCAGAAAUUCCUGAAUGUCCUCGUGGCUGCUCUGGGAAAGCAGUACCACUAAACACGCAUCAUAAUAUAAAGAUGUGCAGGUCUUUCACUCUGUGACUAGAACAUGAAAUAAAACGUUAAACAACA